Tupaia belangeri chinensis (Chinese tree shrew) is the source of this 5028-nucleotide messenger RNA. It is a transcript of the gene PITPNM2, whose product is annotated as phosphatidylinositol transfer protein membrane associated 2. Gene Ontology annotation, cellular component: cytoplasm. The coding region runs from base 163 to 4308 and encodes 1381 amino acids. Gene Ontology annotation, molecular function: phosphatidylcholine binding; phosphatidylinositol binding; phosphatidylinositol transfer activity. Gene Ontology annotation, biological process: phospholipid transport. The transcript has 27 exons. Lineage: Eukaryota; Metazoa; Chordata; Mammalia; Scandentia; Tupaiidae. The record is from RefSeq and is a predicted model, not a curated record.
GUCCACUUAGAGGGGCCUCGGGGGCCAGGCAGCAGACCGGAGCCUGCUCCUCCGCCCUGACGCUGGGGGGGUCCUUGGUGAAGCUUUUCAUGGUCAUUUAAGGAGCCUCGCCUAGAAGUCCCCAGCGGCCAUCCCCGUCGACGGGAAGGCUCGGGCUCCAGGAUGAUUAUAAAGGAGUACCGGAUCCCUCUGCCGAUGACCGUGGGCGAGUACCGCAUCGCGCAGCUCUACAUGAUACAGAAAAAGAGCCGGAAUGAGACAUAUGGCGAAGGCAGCGGCGUGGAGAUCCUGGAGAACCGGCCGUACACGGAUGGCCCCGGCGGCUCCGGGCAGUACACGCACAAAGUGUACCAUGUGGGCAUGCACAUCCCCGGCUGGUUCCGCUCCAUCCUGCCCAAGGCAGCCCUACGGGUGGUGGAGGAGUCCUGGAACGCCUACCCCUACACCCGAACCAGGUUCACCUGCCCCUUCGUAGAGAAGUUCUCCAUCGACAUCGAAACCUUCUACAAGACUGAUGCUGGAGAAAACCCCAACGUGUUCAGCCUCUCUCCCGUGGAAAAGAGCCAGCUGACAAUUGACUUCAUCGACAUCGUCAAAGACCCUGUGCCCCCCAACGAGUAUAAGAUCGAGGAAGACCCCAAGCUAUUCCGAUCGACCAAGACCCAGCGGGGACCGCUGUCGGACAACUGGAUCGAGGAGUACCGGAGGCAGGUCUCCCCCAUCAUGUGCGCCUACAAGCUGUGCAAGGUCGAGUUCCGCUACUGGGGCAUGCAGUCCAAGAUCGAGCGCUUCAUCCACGACACCGGCCUGCGGAGGGUGAUGGUGCGGGCCCACCGGCAGGCCUGGUGCUGGCAGGACGAGUGGUUCGGGCUCAGCAUGGAGAACAUCCGGGAGCUGGAGAAGGAGGCGCAGCUCAUGUUGUCCCGCAAGAUGGGCCGGUUCAACGAGGACGACGAGGCCCCCGAGCGUGCCAAGGACGCCACCGCCCAGGACCAGGACUCCGGGCAGCCCCCCGAGCCGGGCGGCAGCGGCAGCAGCGGGGAAGCCCUGACGGGGCGAGGGCUAAAGAAGCAGUGGUCCACGUCCUCCAAGACCUCCCGGUCGUCCAAGCGGGGAGCCAGCCCUUCCCGCCACAGCAUCUCGGAGUGGCGGAUGCAGAGUAUCGCCAGGGACUCCGACGAGAGCUCGGAGGACGAGUUCUUCGAUGCACACGAGGAUCUGUCGGAGCCCGAGGACAUGUUCCCUGAGGACAUCAGCAAGUGGAGCUCCAACGACCUCAUGGACAAGAUCGAGAGCCCGGAGCCCGAGGACCCGCAAGACGGUCUGUACCGCCAGAGUGGCCCUGAGUUCCGGGUGGCCUCCAGUGUGGAGCAGCUAAACAUCAUGGAGGAUGAGGCCAGCCAAACGCUGGCGGCACCACCCUCCAAGGUGCACGUGCUGCUGCUGGUGCUGCACGGGGGCACCAUCCUGGACACGGGCGCCGGGGACCCGUGCUCCAAGCAGGGCGACACCAACACCAUGGCCAGCGUGUUCGACACCGUCAUCCGUGUGCACUACCCCGGCGCCCUGGGCCGCCUCGCCAUCCGCCUGGUGCCCUGCCCGCCUGUCUGCUCCGAUGCCUUCGCCCUCGUCUCCAACCUCAGCCCCUACAGCCACGAUGAAGGCUGUCUGUCCAGUAGCCAGGACCACAUCCCCCUGGCUGCCCUGCCCCUCCUGGCCACCUCCUCGCCCCAGUACCAGGAGGCGGUCACCACGGUGAUUCAGCGGGCCAACCUUGCCUACGGGGACUUCAUCAAGUCCCAGGAGGGCAUGACCUUCAACGGACAGGUCUGUCUGAUUGGAGACUGCGUCGGGGGGAUCCUGGCAUUCGAUGCCUUAUGCUACAGCAGCCAGCCCGUGACUGACAGUCAGAGCAGCAGCCGCCGGGGCAGUGUGGUCAGCGUGCAGGACACUGACCUGCUGUCCCCGGGCACCCUGGUGAACACAGCACCCUGCGGUGGCAGCGCUGGCGGCUCCAGCCUGCAGAGCAGCCGGCACCUGAGCCGUAGCGACGUCGACAUCCCCCGGAGCAACGGCCCCGAGGACCCCAAGAGGCAGCUGCCCCGCAAGAGGAGCGACUCGUCCACCCACGAGCUGGACACCCUUCAGCAGCACCGGGCCUUCCUGUCCAGCCUCCAUGCCAGCGUGCUGAGGAAUGAGCCUGGCUCCCGCCGCACGAGCAGCUGCACCGUGCUGGAUGGCUCGGGGGGCCUGGGCAGGUUUGACUUCGAGAUCACCGACCUCUUCCUGUUUGGGUGCCCGCUGGGGCUGGUCCUGGCCCUGAGGAAGACUGUCAUCCCGUCCCUGGAUGUCUUCCAGCUGCGGCCCGCCUGCCAACAAGUCUACAACCUGUUCCACCCCGCGGACCCGUCGGCCUCCCGCCUGGAGCCGCUGCUGGGGCGGCACUUCCACGCCCUGCCGCCCGUCAGCAUCCCCCGCUACCAGCGCUACCCGCUGGGGGACGGCUGCUCCACGCUGCUGGUCGAGACCGUGCAGAGAAACCCCGAGCUGGUCCUGGAGGGCGGCCCCCUGGCCCCCCUCCCCCCCGGGGACGGCCUCCUGGAGACCAGUAUCCCCGUGCCCGCGCUCACCUGGCAAGACGGCCCCCGCCAGAGCCCGGGCUGUGCUGAGUCAGACGCGCUCCAGACCCACGGCACAGUCUUCCAGGAGCACGCAGCCCCCUCCUCACCCGGCGCGGCCCCCAGCUUCCGCCGAGCCAGCGAGAUCAGCAUCGCCAGCCAGGUGUCAGGCAUGGCCGAGAGCUACACGGCGUCCAGCAUCGCCCAGAAGGCCCCCUCGGCACUCAGCCACACCCCCAGCAUCAGGCGCCUGUCCCAGCUUGCCCUGCCUCCCCCAUCUCCCACCACACGGGGCCCCCACACUUGGGCCAGGCAGGUUGGUCCCAGCCUGGAGAGGGCCCCCUGCCUCCCUGCUCGGGACUUGAGAGAAGUUGCUGCGAAGUGGUGGGGCCAGAAGCGGAUUGACUACGCGCUGUACUGCCCCGACGCCCUCACGGCCUUCCCCACCGUGGCCCUGCCCCACCUCUUCCACGCCAGCUACUGGGAGUCCACAGACGUGGUCUCCUUCCCGCUGAGACAGGUCAUGAGACACGACAACCCCAGCACCCUGGAGCUGGAGGGCAAGGAGGUGUCUGUGUUCACCCCCUCAAAGCCGAGAGAGAAGUGGCAGCGCAAGAGGACACACGUGAAGCUGCGGAACGUGACAGCCAACCACCGAAUCAAUGACGCAGUUGCCAACGAGGACGGCCCACAGGUCCUCACAGCCCGGUUCAUGUACGGGCCCCUGGACAUGGUCACCCUCACCGGGGAGAAGGUGGACGUGCACAUCAUGCUGCAGCCGCCCUCAGGGCAGUGGCUGCACCUGGACACGCUGGUGACCAGCAGCAGCGGGCGCGUCUCCUACACCAUCCCUGAGACGCACCGCCUGGGCGUGGGCAUCUACCCCGUCAAGAUGGUGGUCAGGGGGGACCACACGUUCGCCGACAGCUACAUCACCGUGCUGCCCAAGGGCACGGAGUUUGUGGUCUUCAGCAUCGACGGCUCCUUUGCCGCCAGCGUGUCCAUCAUGGGCAGUGACCCCAAGGUGCGGGCCGGGGCCGUGGACGUGGUGCGGCACUGGCAGGACCUGGGCUACCUCAUCCUCUACGUGACGGGCCGGCCCGACAUGCAGAAGCAGCGGGUGGUGGCCUGGCUAGCCCAGCACAACUUCCCCCAUGGCGUGGUGUCCUUCUGCGAUGGCCUGGUGCACGACCCGCUGCGGCACAAGGCCAACUUCCUGAAGCUGCUCAUCUCCGAGCUGCACCAGCGUGCACAUGCGGCCUACGGCUCCACAAAGGACGUGGCAGUCUACAGCUCCAUCAGCCUGCCCCCCACGCAGAUCUACAUCGUGGGCCGGCCCACCCGGAAGCUGCAGCAGCAGUGCCAGUUUAUCACGGACGGCUACGCAGCCCACCUGGCCCAGCUCAAGUACUGCCACCGGGCGCGGCCGGCCCGCAACACGGCCACUCGCAUGGCGCUGCGCAAGGGCAGUUUUGGCCUGCCGGGCCAGGGCGACUUCCUGCGCUCCCGGAACCACCUGCUCCGCACCAUCUCGGCGCAGCCCGGCGGGCCCAGCCACCGGCAUGAACGGACGCAGAGCCAGGCAGACUGCGAGCAGCGCGGCCAGCGCAGCGUGAGCGUGGCGGCCAGCUGCUGGGGCCGCACCAUGACUGGCCGGCUGGAGCCAGGCGCCGCCCCAGGCCCCAAGUAGGGCACAUCACGGGAGGUGCCGCGGUCUCCAUGGUGCUAGGCCAGGGCGGCCAGCCCCAAGGGUCUGUCCUGGGCUUCGCUGUGGCUGGGGAUGAGCAGACGCAGGCCUGGGAGUUUGUCCCAGGACCCGGCCGAGGACAUGGCCGUGCCACCCGGCCUCUCAGCCCUGCCUCGUGUCCUAGGGCCCGGAGGGUCCGGCUGGUUGUGGGAGCUGGCAGGACAGCAGGCCCAGGGUGACAGAGGGACCAGGACUUCCCUUGGACUGGCCUGGGAGACCCUCCGGGACAGUUUUCUCUGUGCUGACCGCCGAGCAUCCUGGUGCCAGGUGCGGGCCCGGGCCCAGCCUGCCACCUCCCCAUCCACCCGUCUCCUCCCCUUCCCCUUCGGUAGCAGUUCCGGCGGCGGCCAGCCUGCUUCUUGUUGACUCGAGUUCCUCAACUGUUCAACCUCACUGGUUUUGCACUGAGUUUUGAGCGUGGAGACCGGUCUCCUCCAGCUACGGACUCGCUGACAUGCAUGACAAUUCAGCAUUUGCUGACCCGGGACCUGGUGCCACACUGAAGGCUCCAGUGCGGCAAGUCCUCGCGCAGGCAGGAAAGAAAGGCCAUACCCUAAUCUCUGCAGCGCUGCGGCAGCCUGGACCCUGCCCACCCGUCCGCUGCCGCACCCGGAGGCCCCACCGCUGCAGGCUGGCCCUGGGCGCAGCACGGGCACAAGGCCC